Molecule: messenger RNA, 2358 nt
Organism: Mustela lutreola (European mink)
Lineage: Eukaryota; Metazoa; Chordata; Mammalia; Carnivora; Mustelidae
Product: calmodulin-like protein 3
Exons: 1
Coding region: 1334-1783 (149 amino acids)
Molecular function (GO): enzyme regulator activity; calcium ion binding
Source: RefSeq, a predicted model, not a curated record
GGGAAGGGUGUAAGGUCCGCGUCUAGCUUCACUGUUUGCACAUGAAUGUCCCGUGGGAUUAUCUCCCCUCUCCCCUUCUGAGGAGUAUCUCCUCUUAAAAACACCCCUUUUCUCUGCUACCCCAAAACGAGGGAUCCAGACUUUCAGACAUGACUUUACGUAUCUUCCCAUCGAUCAGAGAGAAAAACGCGAACCCCCACCACCUCUCCCCAGGCCUGCAUGUGUGCCCUUCCUCAUGUCCUUAGUCCCCGCCAUCCACCAGGCUGCAGCCACGCUGGCCACCCCACUGCCAAGCCCUCUCCCACCCAUGGGCUUUGAGCCUGCUCCGCUUCCCUGCCUGGACAGUGCCCUCCCACGCCGCCUCGAGGAAGCCUUCCUGGACCGUCACUGCGGAAGUGACCUACCCGUGUUCUCCCCACCAGCACCCUUUCCAUGUUCUUCACGGCAUUUGUGACAGUGUCCAAGUAUCGCACCUGUUCGUUUGCUCACUAGCUAGCUGGCUCACAGAGGGAAGAGAAAUUUCUGGAGGACGGGGAGCUGCCUGUCUCAUUCGUGGCUCUUAGUCCCAGCUUCUAGAACAGUCCAUGCACAGAGUAGGCCCUCGGCCCAUACAUAGGAAUGAAGGAGUUGGGGGAAAUCCGCCUCCAGUCAUGUUUCUUCUGAGGAUAAGAAGACAGUCCGCUUCCUCUUGAAGAAGAAAACCUUGUUCCUUCUCUGAAAACCCUUUUGGGAACCUGGAGGCUUUCAGGCUUUGGAGAGCCAAGACAGGGGGAGGAAGUUCCCUUCAGACAAAGGCAACUUCUGCCUUUCAUCCCACCCUGAACCGCCACAGAAGGGAGGCUGGCUGUUCUCUGGGCCGCAGGGUCUGAAGACGGCACACGGGGGAUUCCAGAAGGAACAGCCCAAACCAGUCUCUGGAGGGCUGGGCAGGCUGCCCUCCCUGUGGGAGUCCUGCGGGGGUUCCUGCCGGCUCCCAGAGCGGUGGGCAGGGAGCCGCGCGCACGCGCGCACACACACACACACACGCGUGCACGCACACGCACACACAAGCACACACAAGCACACACACACACACUGGUGCUGGCGUCAGCUCAACCCUCGGCCAGCCUGGUGCCUGGUGCCGGACUCCUGUUCCAACAGCACCCGGCCUGGGGCAACCACGGGGCGGGGAGUCCGCAUGUGAGCGAGAGCCCGGCUCCUUCUUAAGCGCCCGCCAGUCAAGCCCGGGCCAGACGGCCAGCCAGCCAGCCGGCGCCCCACACUCCGCCACCUGUCCUGCGGCUCCACCGGCCGCCACCGCCACCGCCACCGGAGCAGCCACCACCCAGCCUCCAUGGCCGACCAGCUGAGCGAGGAACAGGUGGCCGAGUUCAAGGAGGCCUUCUGCCUGUUUGACAAGGACGGGGACGGCGUCAUCACCACCCAGGAGCUGGGCACCGUCAUGCGCUCCCUGGGCCAGAACCCCACGGAGGCCGAGCUGCGCGACAUGGUCAGCGAGAUCGACCGCGACGGCAACGGCACCGUGGACUUCCCCGAGUUCCUGGGCAUGAUGGCCAGGCAGCUGAAGGGCAGGGACAGCGAGGACCAGAUCCGCGAGGCCUUCCGCGUCUUCGACAAGGACGGCAACGGGCUGGUGAGCGCCGCGGAGCUGCGGCACGUGAUGACCAGGCUGGGGGAGAAGCUGAGCGACGAGGAGGUGGACGAGAUGAUCCGGGCUGCGGACGUGGACGGGGAUGGGCAGGUGAACUACGAGGAGUUCGUCCACAUGCUGGUCUCCAAGUGAGGAGCCCGGCCCGGCACUGUGGCUUUGCUGCGCGAACCCGGGGCCGGCCCUGCUCCCGGCAACCCUCCGGCCCCUCUGGGCUCCGCAGCUUCUCCGUUCCAGGUGAUUCCGCCCAUCUUUGUGCACCUCCCUUUGUCGCCUUUUUCCUGCCACCCCUCCCCCGCCUUCCCAGCCGGGCCACGCCUCCCCCAAGCUCAGAGACACCCGGAGCAGCAGCGACAUCACUCUGCCUGGACAGUGAACAGAGGACCAGUGCAGUCCCACCGGCCAGGCACCUGGGGAGGUGCAGGGUGACAUCACAGAGCCCUGGGCUGGACCCCUGCGGGGCACUCAGCACUGGGGCCGGGUCCCUAGCCCCCUGAGCCGGGGGAGGGGUUCCGGAGCCUCCGUGACCUGAGGGCACCAUGUGCUGCUGGACUGGGGCAGGUGGGAGGGACCUGGCCUGGGCGAGGGGGCUGCUGGAGAUGUCGGCACUUGAAAUCAGGCUUCCCUGAGAAAGAGCACCCCCUUUCCGCUGGUGCUCGAUUGUCUGAUUCAUCCUUUGCCGCUUGGAAUAAAUCCGGGGUCAGUUGUGA